AUGUUUUCUACAACCAAAAGCUCCAAUUCUCAGAAGGCAGGACAAUUGCCUGAAGACGAUACAGUGGCAACAGAAACUCCCAAAGCUCGCCCAACCUCAUCUGCUACCAUGCUGAAUCUGGCGACGACCCGUAAGGUGGCUUCAGAGCAAUAUGCUCAAGCUGCAAAGGCCGAAAAAGCAUAUCGCAUCAAGAAAAAAGCGACUAUGGCUCAAGCGAACUACGACGAGACCAAAGAACAUUUCCGCGAAGCCUUCUCUCACUUCAAGCUUGCAUUCAAGGGCCUAUUUUCAGUCAUCGCAAAUAUAACAUAUUUGAUCAGCGAGAAACGUGAGGUAAGGAAACAAGCAGCAGAGAAGAAGGCACACGAGAAGAAUCUCGAACGAAAGAAGAAGCUCGAGGAGCAGCUGGCCAAGGCAGAGGCACAAGCGGGCGAAAGCAAAGAGGAGGACAAAGAGAAGGGUAGCAACGAGUAA
Fusarium venenatum is the source of this 474-nucleotide messenger RNA. RefSeq lists its product as uncharacterized. Lineage: Eukaryota; Fungi; Ascomycota; Sordariomycetes; Hypocreales; Nectriaceae. The record is from RefSeq and is a predicted model, not a curated record.